Molecule: messenger RNA, 1121 nt
Organism: Vicia villosa (hairy vetch)
Lineage: Eukaryota; Viridiplantae; Streptophyta; Magnoliopsida; Fabales; Fabaceae
Exons: 3
Coding region: 96-707 (203 amino acids)
Source: RefSeq, a predicted model, not a curated record
AUAUCUCUUUCGCAUUUCACCAUCACGAUCCAUUUCAUUUCACACCUUAACGUUCUAAGCAAAACCCUUCGUUUCUCUUUUCUUCAAAAACGGCCAUGACUUCCACCAUGACCGAACUCGAACAAGAAGAGUUGCUUCAUAAUUCAGAAGUCUUCAAGAUCAAAGGAAGAGACAAGCAUGGCCGCAAGAUCCUCCGCAUUAUCGGAAAAUUCUUCCCUGCUCGUUUGGUUAGCGUUGAUGUUCUGAAGAAUUAUCUGGAAGAAAGGAUUUUCCCGAAACUAGGGACGAAGAAAUUCGCGAUACUUUAUAUUCACACCGAUGUUCAGAGGAGCGAGAAUUUUCCCGGAAUCUCUUCUCUCCGAUCAAUUUACGACGCGAUUCCGGCGAACGUGAAAGAGAAUUUAGAAGCGGUUUAUUUCAUUCAUCCCGGUUUACAGGCUCGGCUUUUUCUCGCUACGUUCGGCCGUUUUCUUUUCAACGCUGGGUUGUACGGGAAGUUAAGGUACGUAAGCAGGAUUGGUUAUCUAUGGGAGAACUUGAGGAGGAACGAAAUUGUGAUUCCGGAGUUCGUGUAUGAUCAUGAUGAAGAUUUGGAGUAUCGUCCGAUGAUGGAUUACGGAUUAGAGAGUGAUCACGCUAGGGUUUACGAUACUGCACCUGCACUAGAUUCGCCCUUCACCAGUUACUCCAUGAGGUGUAUAUCAUAGGGUCUAGUUGAUCCUCUGUUUUAUUUUAAAAAACUUUUUGAGGGUUGGGUUUGGUAUGUAGUGUGCACUGUUCAGGAUUUGGGUUCAUUGUAGGCCGUUUGAUCUUUAUCCAAUAUCACCGAUUUCGUGAUUGCAUCGUGAUUUAGCUCAGUGAAUAUGAAUCUUGUAGUGAAACAGAACUUUCAAUUAGUUAUGGCGGGCCAUAUAGAUAUGUGGAUAUAUUAUUGAGAUAUAGUACUGUGUAGAAAGAAAAAGAGAGAGGACGUAAAGAAUAAUUGUUUUUUUUCUUUUCUUUAGGUCUUGUCAUAUUUUCUUUUGAAGUUUUUUAACGUGGUGUUGUCGACAUCUUGUUAAUUACUCAGUUAUGGAAGGCCGUUUUCGUUAUUUGGUUGGAUAAUUAAGUGAUAUUCAUCA